Molecule: messenger RNA, 1098 nt
Organism: Penicillium robsamsonii
Lineage: Eukaryota; Fungi; Ascomycota; Eurotiomycetes; Eurotiales; Aspergillaceae
Product: C6 transcription factor
Exons: 2
Coding region: 1-1098 (365 amino acids)
Biological process (GO): transmembrane transport
Molecular function (GO): transmembrane transporter activity
Source: RefSeq, a predicted model, not a curated record
AUGGCAUCUGGACUCGCACCAAACCUUCACAGUCACCUCAUAUUUCGCUUUCUGGCCGGGUUUUUCGCUUCUACCCCACUAAGCUGCGCCGGUGGCACAGUCGCAGAUCUAUGGAACCCGGUGGAGAAGGCCUAUGCGUUUCCUGUCUACGCCAUACCGGCAUUUUCAGGGCCGAUGAUCGGUCAGAUGAUUGGAAGCUACGUUCCAGUCAAAUUAGGCUGGCGCUGGCUAGAAUGGACAAUGCUUAUAAUGGGAGGCGCGGUUCUGGUUCUGGUCCUCUUGUUUCAGCCAGAGACCUACGGCGAUCUUAUUCUCCAUUGGAAGGCCUCAAUACUUCGAAAAGAGACUGGAGAUCAGAGAUACAGAGCUCCUAUGGAGAUGAAAUGCGAGAGCCUAGGCCAGCGUCUAAAGUUCUCUGUGUACCGGCCCUUUGCGAUGUUCUACUCCGAACUGAUCAUCGUCUUAGUCUCGCUCUACUUGACGAUUAUCUACAUCGUCCUGUUUACCUUUUUAGAGGGCUUUACCUAUGUCUUUGGCAAAACAUAUGGCAUCUCAGAGGGUCUGACUAGUCUUUGCUGGACUGGUAUGCUAAUUGGAACCUUGCUCGUCAGCUGCGUGGUGCCAGUAGUCUACAAUUGGACUGCUAAGGCCUUUGUUCGAGAGGAAUCCCCUGCCGUUGCUCCUGAGAUGAGACUCUGGUAUGCAAUGCUUGGUGGUGCACCAGCGGUGCCGAUCAGUUUGUUCUGGAUGGGAUGGACUAGCAACCCCGAGAUUUCGAUUUGGUCUCCUCUCAUCGCAUCUGUCCUCUUCGGCUUUGGCAUCACAACUACCUUCAUUGUUUCAUACAUGUAUCUCAUCGAUUCAUACGGUACAUAUUCCGCUUCCGCACUAGGAUUCCUUGUGUUCACGCGAUAUGUGGUUGCGGGAGGUGUGACUAUUGCUGGUGGUCCAAUUUAUCAGUCUAUCGGAGUGCAGUAUACACUCACGAUACUCGGAUCUAUCAGUGCAGUUAUGGCCUGUGUGCCCUAUCUGCUAUACACAUACGGACCGAGGAUCCGCAAGAACAGCAAAUACGCGGUCAAUAUCGACACGAAGUGA